Messenger RNA from Mya arenaria, 1243 nucleotides. RefSeq lists its product as uncharacterized. The transcript has 2 exons. The record is from RefSeq and is a predicted model, not a curated record. NCBI's taxonomy places the organism in Eukaryota, Metazoa, Mollusca, Bivalvia, Myida, Myidae. Bases 69 to 815 code for a protein of 248 amino acids.
UACUGAUAUUUGUAGCACUUAUUAGUUCUCUAUUUUGGGUAUGCGUACUGACUGCUUAAUUAAUUUCAAUGCAUAACUGUUUGUUAUAUCGACAGACAUACAUUUGGUCAUGGAUAUUUCAUAUUAGAAUGCCAACAUUUAAACGAGAGAAAACUUGGGAAUGGGACUUGUCUAACAAGAAGACGGUGCGAAAUCCGAAAUACAGAGAAUGCCACAAAUGGCUUGCCAACCAGUUUACCGAAUAUGAGUUCACAAACGACGCUAGAUUUGAGUGUUUCAAGGACUAUCCGAGGAACCAACGACUGUUUCAACAGCACAAAGAUUUCACCAGAGACUAUGAGAGGAAAGCCAAAUUCUACCGUAGCCACCAGAGAUUGUACUGUGUUGAAAUCAACAGACAGAUUCGUAAAGUGGAGGAUCGGUUUUCUAAACUCAUUCACGAAACUUUCUCUUCAAAUCAGUUCAAAUCGAGGGCGCUUCAAUAUAGUUAUAACAAGUGGAGAUCUAGUCAUGAAAUAAGAUUUGAACACGUAAAUGAAAAUUCUGGAGCUCCUCCGAAAGAAAAAGAAACUGCAGUAGCAAAUGAUGACCCCGAUGAGGAGGAAGACUUGAUUGUUACUGAACGUCCAGACACCGGUGAAAGGCGAUCUCCCGUGAGGCAGCAGAGUCUGAGAAGCGUUAGCGUGGACAAUUUGACGCGCCCCGUGCCCUCACCGCUUAAGGUUAACCCAGACGUCACUGGACUUGAAAAGUCAAUUUCAAGUCUAUCACAUCAUGACAUCCGUAGGAUACAUAGGAAAAAGAAUCUGUUAUGACAGAGAGUCGGUUAGUAACAGAAAUGCGUGUUGACAGGUCAUAUUGUCAAGCAUAUAUUAAUAAACUGUUUUCUUUCUGUACGCUAUAAAUAACUUACGAAUCGAAGAUGUAUAUGUUACUUGAAAAGAUCUUAAUUGAAGUUUCUUUGACUUCUACUAGAGCCUAUCGUACCGCAUAAUUAUGUUGUUCCGUUGUGAAAGUUUGAAUGUAGGAUUUGACCCCACCUACGAGUCGUUCAAAAACAAGAACUGUAAUAAAUACUAAUACGAACCUGAAGCGUAUCCAUGUCGUCCCCGUUGGUCUCAAAACUAGUCCGAUCUAUUAUACACGAAUACUAAAAUGUCAUAUCAGAGAAAUGAUUUAUCGUUUUUUAUAUAGAUUUUUUAUCUGAAAUUUUCUUAAUGAAAUAAAUUACACAGAUAUAUGA